GAAGAGUUGAAAUGCAAGUAAUCGAAUGGACAAAAAGGAAAUUUAAUUAAUUUAUACGUUAUUUAAUAUCCACAGAUCUUUUCGUUUAGUUAGUUCGUAACAUAAAUAAACAAUGGAUUGUGUAGACUCCGAAAGUAAUGGUGAAAGUAAACAUCUCAACAAUGUCGACGACAAAUUAGCCAAAGAGAAUAAGGUUCGAGAAAAGAUAGAAAACAGUAAUAAAGACGAAGAUAGAUUAACGGAACCAUCAGAAUCUAAAAUACCCAAAACAGAUUUGAUUAAAAACGAGCAAGAAGCACUCGAAGUCUCUCCGAAGGAGGAGGAGGAUCCCAUUGAAAUCAAAGUAAUUUACAACAAAAAGAAAUACGAUGUGACAACUACUUCAAAAACCACAAUUUUAGAGUUAAAAAAGCAAUUACAGAAUUUGUUAGGUGUUCCCGAUUCAAUGCAAAAACUUAUGUUCAAAGGUCUUCUGCAGGAUUGUCAGACCGUGUCCAGUUCGGGGAUUAUGAAGGGUUCGAAAGUUAUGUUAGUGGGCUCCACUUUAAACGAUGUUUUGGCUGUGUCUUCUGUUAGUAAAGAGGAUAUCGUUGAAUCGGACAAAGCCACAACGUCCAAAGAACCCCUAUCUCGCCAGAAAAUCCACAGGAAAGUCCUGGACAAAGGACUACCCGAGGACGUGAUGCCAGGAAUAAAAAAUAUUAAGGAAGGGCUGCCGCACGUACCUCUAUCCGGAAUGUUAAACAAGCAUGGAGGAAAAGUUAGAUUAACAUUUAAAUUGGAGAACGAUCAGUUAUGGCUAAGCACUAAGGAACGAACUGAAAAAUUGCCCAUGGGGUCAAUUAAAAGUGUGAUAUCUGAACCAAUUGAUGAUCAUGAGGAAUACCAUAUACUGGGUUUGCAAUUGGGGCCCACAGAAGCAUCACGUUACUGGAUUUAUUGGGUGCCGGCACAAUAUAUUGACGCCAUUAAAGAUGCAGUGCUAGGCAAAUGGCAGUAUUUUUGAUUCAACAUAGAAGAAAUAUGCUUGAAUUGAAGGAAGCAUUUCAUUCAGUGAAAUUACAGCGUAAUCGUCAAUAUUGGGUGUUUGCGAAAACAAAACGUUAAUAAAUAAAAAUUUAAACACAGUUUUUGUUCUCUUUCGCAUUACAACACAUUAUUGGAUCUACUUUUUGUAAUUUUGUACAUUUAUAAUUUGUUUCGAGGGACGAAGAGCGUUCCUCGAAUGCGGUUAUGUUUUCUCUUCAAAAACUUAGUUUUUUUCUAUAAAAUAAAUCAUCUGUAAUUAUUUGCAUUGUCUCUCAUGCCUCUAUUUUAAUAAACAUUGAAUAUAAUGC
This is a messenger RNA of Phyllotreta striolata, 1337 nucleotides long. The record is from the annotation of a GenBank genome assembly. NCBI's taxonomy places the organism in Eukaryota, Metazoa, Arthropoda, Insecta, Coleoptera, Chrysomelidae.